UAGCGCAGAUCAGGGGAAACUAGAGAACCAACCAUCGACGUUGAUGGUAGUUGGAUUCUUCGCGGCCUCGGGGAUUGCUUUAUGUCAAGGAAAACAAAACCAGGCCUCCCACGUGUUACUUGGUGGUACCUUCACCUGCGGGGUGACUUGUAAUUACGCAGGAGUGUCUCCUCUGACUUGUUCUAAGAAUGAAAGCUCUGAACUAGGGCUUGGUCAGUCAGCAAGAAGACGUGGAGGUCACCAGGAAGUACUUAGUUAACAAUCGUGAGUGACCAUGGCCUACUCUAGCUACAGCAACCUGAGCAGGGCUCAGCUCACCUUUGAAUAUCUGCACACAAAUUCGACAACACAUGAGUUCUUAUUUGGAGCCUUGGCAGAACUUGUGGACAAUUCAAGAGAUGCUAAUGCCACACGUAUAGACAUCUACACAGAAAAAAAAACAGAGCUGAGGGGUGGCUACAUGCUUUGUUUUCUGGAUGAUGGUACUGGGAUGGACCCAAGUGAGACAACCCAUGUGAUUCAGUUUGGAAAGUCAAACAAACGGUCUCCUGAGUCCACUCAGAUUGGCCAGUAUGGAAAUGGACUGAAAUCGGGCUCUAUGCGCAUCGGAAAAGACUUUAUCUUGUUCACAAAAAAGAACAACACGCUGACUUGCCUCUUCCUGUCGAGGACUUUCCAUGAAGAGGAGGGUCUGGAUGAGGUGAUAGUGCCUCUUCCUUCCUGGGAUAUGAAGACCAAGGAGCCGCUGACAUCUGAUCCAGAAAAGUACGCCAUAGAGACCGAACUGAUCUUCAAAUACUCACCUUUUAAAAAUGAAAAGCAGCUGAUGGAGCAGUUCAACAAAAUAGAAGGCAACAGCGGAACGCUAGUGAUAAUCUAUAAUUUGAAGCUGAUGGACAAUGGAGAACCAGAGCUGGAUGUAGAGACAGACCACCAGGACAUACUGAUGGCUGGGACACCUGCUGAAGGAGUGAAGCCAGAGAGAAGAUCGUUCAGGGCAUACGCUGCUGUUUUGUACAUUGACCCACGCAUGAGGAUUUUUAUCCAGGGUCAUAAAGUCAGGACUAAGAGACUUUCGUGCUGUCUUUAUAAACCAAGGUGUUAUAAAUACUCAUCAACUCGGUUCAAGACCCGUGCUGAGCAAGAAGUGAAGAAAGCUGAUCAUCUUGCAAAGAUUGCGGAGGAGAAGGCCAGAGAGGCAGAGAGUAAACGCAUGGCUUUGGAGGCCAGAUUAGGAGAGGACCUAUCAAAAGACUCACGGGCAAUUUUGAGAAAAGUUCAAGAUGCAGCCAUGAUGCUGCGAAGGGAUGCUGACAUGAAAAAAAGGAUUCUUGAAGCCAAACAAAAAGCAUUAAAGGAGCCCAAGGAGCUGAAUUUUAUAUUUGGAGUGAACAUUGAACAGAGGGACCUGGAUGGGAUGUUUGUGUACAACUGCUCUCGUCUCAUUAAGAUGUAUGAAAAGACUGGUCCUCAACUGGAGGGAGGCAUGGCAUGUGGUGGUGUAGUUGGAGUAGUGGAUGUCCCAUAUUUAGUUCUAGAGCCUACUCACAACAAACAAGAUUUUGCGGAUGCUAAAGAGUAUCGACAUUUACUAAAAUCCAUGGGGGAGCAUCUGGCUCAGUACUGGAAGGACACAAACAUUGCACAGAAAGGCAUAGUGAAGUUCUGGGAUGAGUUUGGAUAUCUGUCUGCCAGCUGGUCUGCACCUCCAUCAUCAGAGUUGAGAUACAAGAGACGCCGUGCCAUGGAGAUACCACUUACUAUUCAGUGUGAUAAAUGUUUAAAGUGGAGAACGCUGCCUUUCCAGAUGGAUGCAGUGGACAAACGCUACCCAGACAGUUGGGUGUGUCUCAUGAACCCUGACAGCACUCAGGACAGAUGUGACGCUCCUGAACAGAAACAGAAUCUCCCAUCUGGUGUUUUGAAGAAAGAUAAGCCAACAGCUGAAGACAAACAAAAAGAGAUAGCAGAGAAAAUCAAACAGCAGCAGGAGAAGCUGGAGGCCUUGCAGAAAACCAGCACCAUCAAAUCUGCGGCAGAUGUAAGAAAGCUCCCAUUGGAGGUUAGCAUGAAACCAACAGAGAGUUCGUCUCAGGCAACUAGGUCUUCUGAAAGGUCUGUUGCACGCCCACGCUCCCCACCACUCCCAGCUCAUCUCAAAAAUGCCCCAAGUGCCCCACCAGGACGUAGUGCUUCUCAGCGGCCCACCCGAACAUCAGCCAUACCACCAACUCCACCAAAGGUUGAGCCAUUCAGGUCCAGAGCUGCAGCAAAACCUCCUCCAUCUGCAGCAAAACCUGUUCCCAAAGCUACUGCCAAAACACCUCCACCCAGCCGCAGCUCACGGGCAUCCGCCAAAGCUUCACCUGCCAAACCAGCAGCUGCUGGACAGCGCAAGAGAAUAAUAGAGCAGGAGGAGAGUGAGGAAGAAGAAGAAGAAGAGGAGGAGGAGGAGGAAGAAGAAGAAGAAGGCAGCGAGGAGAGUGAAGAAGAACCACAGACAAAAAAAUCCAAGAUGGCUGCAGUUGCCACUAACCGUGGCAAAGUCGUAGAGAAGGCCCCACCUCCCAAACGUGGAAAGUUGGAUGAGGUUAAAACACACUCUCAACUUGAGAAGAAAGGAGUGUCUGCCCCUACACGGCAGGCACCAACAACACCAUCCUCUGCCCCUAAAUCCGUUUCUACACACGGGGCUAAAGAAAAGGCACCUGAUAAAGCUCUACAACAGGAACCAGAAAACGACACUAAAAAUGCUCAGAAAGAUAAGGGUCUGCUGGUCGAAGUACGUGUCAAUAAGGAGUGGUAUACGGGCAAAGUCAUCGCCGUUGAGGCGAAUAAACAAAGUGUUCGCUGGAAAGUUAAAUUUGACUACGUACCUCGGUCCACCCCUAAAGAUCGAUGGGUAUUUAAGGGUAGUGAUGAAGUCCGGCUGAUGCGACCACCAUCUCCAAUCUCUCAGACACCUGACACCCAGCAGGAGACCGAGAAGGGUCCGGCACCCAUGGAGCCAGACACUACUCAGCCAGGAACCAGCCGAGAGGUGACUGACAGCCUGGUCACCAUGUUGAGAACAAUGCUGCGUUACUUCUUUCCUCCUGCUUUUCGGAUCCCAAAGGACGAUGUUAAUAGCAUGACAGCCGAGGAGCUGGUUGCCUUUCCUUUGAAAGAGUAUUUCCAGCAGUAUGAAUCGGGCCUGCAGUCAUUGUGUAAUUCAUACCAGAGCAGAGCUGAUGCUAGGGCCAAAGCUGUGGAGGAGAAAAACAACAACACUGAGCUCAAACUAAAGGAGGCAGACGAGAAAUUACAGAAACUCCGAACAAACAUUGUGGCCCUUCUGCAGAAAGUACAAGAGGAUAUUGACAUAAACACAGAUGAUGAACUUGAUGCUUACAUAGAAGACCUCCUUACAAAGGGUGAUUAAAGAAAACCAAAAUCAAAUGAAAGAUGUGAACAUUAACAAACUGGUCAUCAUUUCAAGUCUCCAUGGACCCACUCUCAUGUGUGAAUAUUUGGGGUUUGUUUUCAUUAAUCCCUCCAUGUGUUGAAUCAGUUUGUAACCGGUUUGUAUUUUUAGGUUCUCACUGUCGAUUGCCUCUGGGCCUGUGGUUUUAUUUUGUCCCUUUUUAUUACCCUCUUACAUCUGUUAAUCUAUGUUUAAAACAUGCUAUCCUGGUUGAGCUGUUAAAUAAUUUGUAUGUUUAUUGCGGCGUAUGCUCUUUUAUAUAGUCAACUGUUGUUGUGACAAACUACAUUUCUUCAUUUUGGUCCAUUGUCAGGUGAGAUUUUCACACUAAAGACUUGGGCUUAACUCGUCUCUGUUCUAUAUUGCAGCCUGUAGUUAAACAGUUAUUUUUAUUUUUGCACACUAAAAACACAUCAGUGUUCUCCAACCUGGACAGAAAACCGGGUUCAUCUUUUAUGUUUGGGAGAUAUUCCCCUUCCAUAAACAGGAGCUACAUACUGGGUUAUAUCAGUACAUUUAUUAUUCCUUUAAAUUCAUUCUUCAUUUAACCUUUGACUGUUCUGUUUUCAUUUUGGGAAGAAAAAAAAAAAAGGUUAACUGCUGAAUUGUUUAAUAAUUAUUCAGUGCCUCUGUCCUUCUUUUUGAACAGAUUUUUAACCCAUCAUGGAAAUGUUUUAUUAAACGGUGCAUGCUUUCAGUCUUUAUGUUCUCGUUGGAACAAAGGAUACUGUAUUUUUGACAAACCUUUACUUGGAACAAUAAAACUGGUUCAGCAACACA
Molecule: messenger RNA, 4243 nt
Organism: Neolamprologus brichardi
Lineage: Eukaryota; Metazoa; Chordata; Actinopteri; Cichliformes; Cichlidae
Gene: morc2
Product: MORC family CW-type zinc finger 2
Cellular component (GO): nucleus
Molecular function (GO): zinc ion binding
Source: RefSeq, a predicted model, not a curated record